CAAAAGUGUCAAACCAAAACAAAACAGUUCUGUCAAAGAGGAACUUUGGAAGGUUGCAUGUGCUGAUUGUUGAGCGAACGCCGCCAAUCCAACUUUACGCAACACCCAAAACAUAAAGGCACCAACCCGAGCAGAAAGAAGGCAACAUGCGUCACGCCAAGUUUAUCGCCCGGACGGUGCUGGUGCAGAACAACAACAUCGAGGAGGCCUGCCGGGUGUUGAACCGGAUCCUGGGCAAAGAGGAAAUCUUCGACCAGUUCCGGCGCACGCGGUUCUACGAGAAGCCGUUCCAGACCCGGCGCCGUGUCAACUUUGAGCGCUGCAAGGCCAUCUACAACGAGGACAUGAACCGCAAGAUUCAGUUUGUGCUGCGGAAAAACCGGGUCGAUCCGUUUCCGGGGUGUCAGUAAGGUGGGUGUGUAUGUGAAGAGCGGAAAAUAAAAAGAGUUAUUAGUCGUAGCA
Molecule: messenger RNA, 462 nt
Organism: Culex quinquefasciatus (southern house mosquito)
Lineage: Eukaryota; Metazoa; Arthropoda; Insecta; Diptera; Culicidae
Gene: mRpS21
Product: 28S ribosomal protein S21, mitochondrial
Exons: 2
Coding region: 147-410 (87 amino acids)
Biological process (GO): translation
Cellular component (GO): ribosome
Molecular function (GO): structural constituent of ribosome
Source: RefSeq, a predicted model, not a curated record